UAUAAUCUUGUCAUGUCAUCUAAAUUAUGUUUGAACCUAAUGCUUGUUUCCUACUUUAUUGCGUUUUCUGAAUCUGUAGCUCACACUGUUUGUAUAAUGAGACUGACCUUCUGUGAUGCCAACAAAAUCAAUCACUACUUCUGUGAUAUUCCCCCUUUACUCCAGCUUUCCUGUACGACCACAUAUAUCAACAAGCUUGUAGUUUUUGUUGCUUCUAGCAUCAAUAUCAUCGUUCCCAUUUCAACUAUAUUGAUUUCCUAUGGUUUUAUUCUCUCCAGCAUGUUCCACAUCCAUUCUUCUGAGGGCAGGUCCAAAGCUUUCAGCACCUGUAGCUCACACAUCAUUGCUACUUUUCUAUUCUUUGGUUCAGGUGCAUUUAUGUAUUUCCAAUCCUCCUCAGCUGGGUAUAUGGACAAAGGAAAGAUCUCUUCUGUCUUUUAUACUCACGUGAUACCCAUGAUAAAUCCUCUACUGUAUAGCUUGAGGAACAAAGACAUUAAAGUUGCCCUAAGAAAAACCUUGAGCAAGAGGAACCUUUGA
Messenger RNA from Mastomys coucha (southern multimammate mouse), 540 nucleotides. Its product is annotated as olfactory receptor 8B3-like. Gene Ontology annotation, molecular function: olfactory receptor activity; odorant binding. The record is from RefSeq and is a predicted model, not a curated record. Gene Ontology annotation, cellular component: membrane. Gene Ontology annotation, biological process: sensory perception of smell; G protein-coupled receptor signaling pathway. The annotation marks the transcript as partial. The transcript has a single exon. Lineage: Eukaryota; Metazoa; Chordata; Mammalia; Rodentia; Muridae.